Messenger RNA from Pristis pectinata (smalltooth sawfish), 1581 nucleotides. RefSeq names its product 1-phosphatidylinositol 4,5-bisphosphate phosphodiesterase zeta-1-like. Gene Ontology annotation, biological process: intracellular signal transduction; lipid metabolic process; positive regulation of cytosolic calcium ion concentration involved in egg activation. The record is from RefSeq and is a predicted model, not a curated record. Gene Ontology annotation, molecular function: phosphatidylinositol-4,5-bisphosphate phospholipase C activity. The transcript is spliced from 10 exons. The coding region runs from base 1 to 1581 and encodes 526 amino acids. NCBI's taxonomy places the organism in Eukaryota, Metazoa, Chordata, Chondrichthyes, Rhinopristiformes, Pristidae. Gene Ontology annotation, cellular component: nucleus.
AUGGAACUAAAACUCAGCAAUAGGUGGCGAAGCAAAGGCACAUUGUAUUACCUAACACCUGUUAAUCUGAUCAAGACAGCCAUUGACAAAGUGAAACAUCGGAAAUUUGGGGCAGAGGACUUUAUCUAUAUGUAUAAGGUUUUCACCAGACGAUCAGAGCCUCAGGACCUAUUCAAGCAAUAUACUUCUGAUGGUAAAAACCUGACAGCCCUCGAUCUGCUGUACUUUCUGAACCAUGAGCAGCAUGAGAUCAACGCAGACGAAUACACUGCUUUAUCGAUAAUUAACAGCCACGAACCAGAGAUGAGGUCCAAGCUGAAAAGAAGGUUAAUGACAUCCAGUGGCUUCUUCAGAUAUAUAACCUCUACAGACUGUUGCAUAUUCAGUCAAGAUCAUACCGAGGUCUACCAACGCAUGGAUUUGCCCAUGACAGCUUAUUUCAUAGCAUCUUCACAGGACACCUUCACAAGCAACCAGUUAAUAGGACAAAGCGACAUUAAUGGAUAUAUAAGUGCUUUGAAAAAAGGCUGCCGUUGUUUGGAACUGGAUUGCUGGGAUGGACCUGAAAAUGAGCCCAGAAUUUAUCAUGGCUUUGCCCUGACUUCCAAUAUUCUGGUCAAGGAUGUUAUUGAAGUUAUUAACAUGCAUGCAUUUGAGACAUCUGAGUAUCCUUUGAUACUUUCUUUGGAGAUUAACUGUAACCCAAUUCAACAGCGUGUAAUAGCCAACCAUCUGGUCAAUAUCCUGGAAGACAAAUUAAUCACCAUGAACUAUGCUGGUGAUGGCCCAAAUCAAUUAUCUUCUCCUAAGGACUUAAGACACAAGAUAUUGAUCAAGUGCAAGAACGUUCGAAUGCUCAGCUGCACGUUUCCUGGAACGUGGCAUUUGGUGGAUGAGGAGGUUGGAAAGUUCAAAGGAGAAUUUGACCCCGAGGCAGAAUCUGAAGUCAGGAGUGUGAUACCAGCUGGGGUACGGGCGUUCAGGAUGAAGGAGAAAAGAAAGGUUGGACUCGCAAUGGAAUUCUCAAAUGUCAUGGUAUAUAUAAAACCAGUCAAAUUUAAAGACUUCAAGCAUUCAUGGGACAAUCAGCUGUUUUAUGAAACUUGUGAAUUUGUACUGCACAAUUCAAAAUUCCUUUCAAGGAUUUACUCUGCAGGCAUCAGAAAGAAUCCUUCCAAUUACAAACCUCACGAAUUCUGGAAUGUUGGCUGUCACAUGGUUUCAUUAAAUUAUGAGGCUCCUGGAUUGGGCAUGGACCUUAGCCGAGGCAAGUUUCAGGACAAUGGAGGAUGUGGCUAUGUCCUUAAGCCUCACUUCAUGAACAACGGCAGCAAAUUUGACCCACUUUCUUCCAAACACGAUUUUGAACCAAUGAUCGCUUUAAUACAGAUCAUUAGUGGUCACCACCUACCAGUCUGCAGAGCACAAAGUAAUAUAUCAAUUGAUCCCUGUGUGCGAGUGGAAAUUUAUGGUGUGCCCACAGACAGUGCAAUACAGCAAACCAAGGUCUUACCUUCAGCAGGUGAGGAAGUUAGAAUGUAUGCAUGUGGUGUAAGCCAUGUUGUCACGUUGCUACACUAA